CUGGAUCCCGCCCGGGGAGGAGGGGGAGAGCCUGUGCGUUACCCCUUCACAGUGAUCUCAACAGCGGUGAAGCUCAGACUCGGAAUCCGCUACGUCAAACAGAUUAGUCAAAUAACCUCUCUGGGUAGGACAUACCUCCGAUCUUUGGGGCUUGCCGUGCUGCAUCCAUGGGCUGAGGAAGCAACAUAUAGUGUGACAAAUAGCCAGGGAACCUUUGGCGAAAUACAGAAGUGCACUACUUUUCUUUUUCUUUUUUUUGUGUGUCUGAGUGAGACGAGUGUGGUGAUCCUCCAGCAGCGUCUCUUCUUCUCUCCCCACCCCUGGUGCGAAAUGGCGAAAGAAAACGGCGAGUCCAGCGAUGGAUCUUGGAAAAAGCAUGUCGAUGAUAUCAAGAAGAUAUUUGACUUCAAGGAAGUCCUUGGGACGGGUGCGUUUUCUGAAGUGGUGAUGGCUCGGGAGAAGGCAACCGGAAAGAUGGUUGCAAUCAAGUGCAUCCCGAAAAAAGCGCUGAAGGGAAAGGAGACGAGCAUCGAAAAUGAAAUUGCUGUGCUAAGGAAGAUAAAGCAUGAGAAUAUCGUGGCUCUGGAGGACAUCUACGAGAGCUCAAACCACCUGUACCUCAUAAUGCAGCUGGUGUCUGGAGGUGAGCUGUUUGACCGCAUCGUAGAGAAAGGUUUCUACACAGAGAUGGAUGCCAGUCGGCUCAUUCGACAGGUUUUGGAUGCAGUCAACUAUCUGCACUCUAUGGGCAUAGUGCACAGAGACCUAAAGCCUGAGAACCUGCUGUACUUCAGUCCCCAUGAUGAAUCAAAGAUCAUGAUCAGUGACUUUGGCUUGUCAAAGAUGGAGGGAACCGGUGACGUGAUGGCCACCGCCUGUGGGACUCCAGGAUACGUGGCUCCUGAAGUUUUAGCUCAGAAGCCCUACAGUAAAGCUGUGGACUGCUGGUCUAUUGGGGUCAUCGCUUAUAUUCUGCUGUGUGGUUACCCUCCUUUCUAUGAUGAGAAUGAUUCAAAGCUCUUUGAGCAGAUUCUCAAGGCAGACUAUGAGUUUGACGCACCAUAUUGGGAUGACAUAUCCGACUCCGCCAAAGACUUCAUCAGCUGCCUAAUGGAAAAGGACCCAGAAAAGAGAUUCAUCUGUGACCAGGCUCUUCAGCACCCUUGGAUUGCUGGAGACACUGCUCUCUGCAAGAACAUACAUGAAUCAGUCAGUCGACAGAUGCGGAAGAACUUUGCCAAAAGCAAAUGGAGGCAAGCUUUCAAUGCGACGGCUGUGAUCCGCCACAUGAGGCGCCUGCAGCUGGGCACCAGCUUUGGCAGCAGCAUUCACAACGCCAACUCCGUUUCCAACCCUCAGAGUCGUGCUCCAGCCAAGAGCCAGUCUGUGGACUGUGCCCCGCUCUCCCUGGAGGACUGUCCUCCAAUAGAACCUUUGCCCUCUGCUGUUAAAGUGUACACUCAGGACUCUGAUGCCUCUUCUCCUGUACGAGAGGAACCAUCUGUGGUGGCCGAGCCACCGCGGCCACGACCCUCCACUGUUACAGUCAUCCACACUGGGACUAAAUGACGCCAGGUUCCGCGGGAGGUGAGCUGGGAGACCACAGAGCUUUGAGACGGGAUACAACCAACCCAGGCCUCAACGUCGUCGCCCAGUUCGCCCAUCCUGCAACCUCCCAUCUGAUUCUGCCAACCACGGGAGGAAUUUGAGGAGCGUUGGCUCUGCUCCAUUUACCGUGGCUCAGCACGGCACCCCCGUUGCUUCCCUUCUCACUGUCAUACAGACCUGGAAGUACAGAGGGGAAGAUGUUCACCAGAAGUUAUUGUGGAAGCCAUGUUCAGCCUGGAUCAUGGUUGUCUGGCAGAUAAACAAGCAGCUGGGAAGUCCCACACUAAAGCGAACUCUUUAUUGAAGCUGCUAUCAGUUUUGACUGUGAGCGUAUUGAGAAAAGGACGCUCCAUUGUAUGCCUUUUGUAAAUAUCUUGCCUGGAAAUGUUGAGUGGAGUCGUGUUAUGCAAGUGAAAUAUAAGCUUCAAGCUGUGGUAAAUAAUUGUGACAUCUUCUGCGCUCUGAACUUCUUGUUGUUGUUUUGACAGCUCUUCUUAAUUUGCUGUGGUAUUUGCUACAAUGGCUCCCAACAGUGUGACAUAUGUGUUAUUGCUCUCUCCUUGCUUUUAAAGUGUGCGGACAGGAAAUACGAGCAGGGCGGUGUGCUUCAAUCACGGCUGUGAUCGCUGAGAGGGCUGGUGCAUUGCGCUUACGUAUUGGAUAAUUUAUUUUCUUACAAUAUAUUAUUUUGGAAGAAAUGUGUUAAGUGUUAUAAGACUGACCUGGAAAGCUAUUGAAUUGGAUGAUAAAGAUACAGUAUCUAAUAGUUGUUACUUUGUAAUUGCUAUUUUAUUUGAAUUCAUUUUUUGACGUGACUGUGAAGUCCUCCUUGGCCACAGGAGGGCAACCACGUGUUGUUGCUGUGUGACCAGUUCUCAGGGAUGUGCUCCAACAUGAAGCCAAACAAACCCUUCUCACUGCUUAUGAGGAUGUUGAUGGUGAUAGUUGAAAAGGUAAACCUCCUCCUGCAGAUUAUUCUAACGUGCCAUUGGGAGAGUUCGAUUGAUGGUUUAUUUCUUUAAAUCCAUCAUUAUUGACCGUAUGAGUGUAAUGUAACUUGUACUUAAAUGGAUUGUUUUCCCUUUAAAAACGUUGACUUAUAUUUGGAUUUAAAGAAAGUGUUUAUCAGUGAAGUGCACAGUCGUGUCUGCAGUAAAAAUGUAAAAUGACAAAUGAAUGCAAACGUAUCUAGAUAACGAUUGCUCCCAUUGCAGAAAUCAUCAAAUCAGUACUUUACAGUUCAGUAGUCGUACUAUCGUGCUCUGCUUCCGCUCAUGAAGCGGCUGGUCUGAGGACAGCUCACUUACUCUGUGUUUAAUCACUGUGUUUUCAUACACGCCUGUUGAAUUUAGCAGAAAGACUCUUUCUCCUUUUCUCCUCCGCUCACUCUCUAGAGCAGAGAGCUUCAACAAGGGGUCGGGGACCCGUAGGGGGUCAUCAGAGUUGCUGCAGGGGCCACCAAAUUAUUGUUCAAUAGUUUAAAAAAAAUAUUAAAAUUAAAAUGUGUCUGAAAAUAUACAUCAACAUAUUUGUAGAGAUAAAUCUUUUUUUUUUUCAUUUACACAACAUUGAUGCUAGGCAUACUGACCUAUAGGUAUGGUAGCCAUCCACAGAUACAGUUAACCCUAAGGAUUCACUGUGCCAGCUGAGGGGUCCUUGGCCUAGACAACAUUGAAGACCCCUGCUCUAGAGACUUUCACACAAAGAAGAGAAGGGACCGGUCUUUGUGUUUUCUCUGUGGUACCUGUAUUUCCUUUUAAAUCACUCAACAUGAAUGGUUUAAAAAAAAGAACACUCUAUCAGAACAUGCCCAAUAUCGAGGGCUUUGCCAUCUUGAAUUAUCUAGAAAUGUUGUGGUGAAUAUUGACAUCUACGUACUGUAAAUACAAAUCUCAACACAGUU
Molecule: messenger RNA, 3511 nt
Organism: Perca fluviatilis (European perch)
Lineage: Eukaryota; Metazoa; Chordata; Actinopteri; Perciformes; Percidae
Gene: camk1db
Product: calcium/calmodulin-dependent protein kinase 1Db
Exons: 11
Coding region: 331-1569 (412 amino acids)
Biological process (GO): peptidyl-serine phosphorylation
Cellular component (GO): intracellular anatomical structure; cytoplasm
Molecular function (GO): calcium/calmodulin-dependent protein kinase activity; ATP binding; calmodulin binding
Source: RefSeq, a predicted model, not a curated record